This is a messenger RNA of Dermacentor andersoni, 2044 nucleotides long. Its product is annotated as beta-1,4-mannosyl-glycoprotein 4-beta-N-acetylglucosaminyltransferase-like. Lineage: Eukaryota; Metazoa; Arthropoda; Arachnida; Ixodida; Ixodidae. Gene Ontology annotation, molecular function: beta-1,4-mannosylglycoprotein 4-beta-N-acetylglucosaminyltransferase activity. Gene Ontology annotation, cellular component: membrane. Gene Ontology annotation, biological process: N-acetylglucosamine metabolic process. The record is from RefSeq and is a predicted model, not a curated record.
ACACAGAUGGGGAUAAUGUGCAGAUUUGUCGACAACCAGCAGGUCGCAAAGCAGCUGAAACACGUCAUCCGAAUGGUGCAAGGAACAUUGCGUGCCUUCUUGUUUUAUCAGGUAAAACGCCUUCGCUACCUCGUGGUUACAAAAUGGCUCAAUUUUUUACAAAGUGCUGGCAGAAGCGGAAGCGGUGUGCUCGAAACAGCUGCUGAGAGCAGUCAUAAAGGAACGCGCACUGGCGAAGUGCAGCAGCUGCUGUUUCACAAUUUGUUCCGCGAGCACCUUUGAUGCAGAAAGCAUCACGCGGCAUUCAGUUCAUGUCGCUUUGCACGUUCCCGGUGCCAUGUCCAGAAGACCUCGCAGGGUUGUGUUUCUCUUGUGCCUAAUAGGACUAUUUCCAGCCGCAGUGUUUUUCAGUGCCAUCCAUUUCAAAUGGUCACAAGAAACGAAGUAUUCGAAGCCUAUCAGCGCAGUGCUCACUGACGGGGCAGAUAAAAUCAGUCGUAAUACAGUCGCGGGCCGUGCGAAGGCCGGUAUCAGCAAACCACCGAACACACCGACAACGGACGUCGCUGCGAACGCGGUGACCAUGAAUUCCAAAGAUUCACUCGGAUGCUUUCCGGAGGGAACGGCUCCUGGCUUCUCGACGACCAUGUGCGUUUGUCGCAAGGGUUGGAACGGUGCCGAGUGUUCCAUUCCUGACGCCGUGUGGAACACAGAGAUGUUCCGAGUUUGGUACUCCAAAGGACGUAUCACGCGCCGCUCGAAACCGCGUGCCAUCAUCAACGGUUUCGUGUUCAACCACGAACUAAGCCUACUGGAAAUCCGUAUCAACGAGCUUGGCGACGCGGUCGACCACUACAUUGUGUGCGAGUCCAACUACACUUUCUUUGGGACACCGAAACCACUUCACCUGCGGUCCAACCUAAGCGCCGGAUUUCUGCGUGAGCAUGCGCACAAGAUCAUCCUGCUAAAUAUAGGUGUUUACAACUACGGCGACGGCGACCCGUGGGCACCCGAGAAUUACUUCCGCAGGUCCAUAUGGCUUGAAGGCCAGGGCCAUCUGAAGAACCUCCACGACGACGACUUAUUCAUGAUAGCAGACGCCGACGAAAUACCAACCCGCGACGUCUUGCUCUUCCUGAAGCACCACGACGGGUACGGCGAGCCGGUGCGUGUCAGUCUGCGCUGGUUCCUUUACGGCUUCUACUGGGAGAACGCGAGACCGGUUGAGGUCGGUGGCGCCUGCACGGUGGCGUUCUUGCGCUACGUGUAUGACAAUGACACCCUCAGACUUCGCAUAGCAGACGCUUACAUCUCUAAGCGCCUUCCCUACACGGGAACGUCCCAGGGUCACUGGACCAUCACGGGAACGUGGCCUCGUUACGCUGGCUGGCAUUGCUCGUGGUGCUUUGACGUUCACGGCAUUCAGGUGAAGCUCACCGCGGCGCAAAGAGACGACGGCAUCCGGUGGGGCGAUUUUGCUCAAAAACGAGACAGAGAGUACAUACAUGGGCUCCGCAAGAGCGGGCGUUAUUUUGAUGACAGCCCACCCUUGAAAAGUUGUGACGCUAACGAAGCAGCUCCGGCAUACGUUAGAAAUAAUGCGGACCGCUUUCCCUACUUAAUGGUCGCCUAGCAAUCAAAAUCUCCGGGGGGAUGCACAUGUAAAUAGAAAUUGAAAAUUUCCGCAACGCAUUCAUUCCAGUCAUUCAUGUAUUUAUAUUCCUGAAAUGAUUGUCUUUCAACGUUCAAUCUCUUCCAGCACUUCGGAGCACAGAAGGAAAAGAGACAUUCAGAGAAAGCUGUCAGAAAUCGAUGUAAAUGACGAAACUAACGUGCGGUACUUCACGUAUGGUGGAGGAGGGAGGGGCUUGGUGAAGUAUUAAUAAAAUAUAGCUAUUGUGAAUUGCUAAGGCAUCGUCUACCCCACAUACGUUUUAUAUUUCUUGGAACUGAAACGUAACUUUGUAUGCUGAGUUUAAGCCAGUCGUUUUUAUCACAUCUGUACGCGCAAGCGCCUCAGUGCAAAUAAAAGAAUAGAAACGCA